AUGCGAUCGAAGAACAUGAAGCACAUGACAGGGAAAUCGCAGUUGACACAUCUACGGUGUUGCAAGAUAUCAAAGAGCAUUGACAGUUGCAUUCUCGGCGAUAUGGGCCUCUGUGAACCUGUUUCAAUCCUGCGCCGAGGCAGAAGGAAGGCGAGACUACAGGCAUCUAUGGGACUGCAGCCGAAAGUGAUCCAGGUGUUGUUUCUGGUACUGAUGGUUGUGGCUGAACCGUUUCUUCGCUGUGCCGCUGCUGCGGCUGGUGGCAUGAUCCCCCGAACGAGAAUGGCCACGCCUGCAGCUGGAAAUGAUCCCUUGGUGACACUCACGAACUGCUUUCCCAGCGUAAUCCUCGGUGGUUUGCUCAACACCUACAUGUGCGAAGUUAACGACGCUCAACCACUGAUUGACUUGAACCUCUCCGCCUCGUACUACACCUCAGUCCUCAUUCCUGAAUGGCCGGCGACUCUUGAUGCGAAAGCCAAUACCAUUACAUUCAUGCCUAAUCGUGGGGCACCUUCAGGACGUUGGGAAUUGGUCAUAACACGUGUUUCUGACGAUGGAAACUCUGACACUCCUCUGACGACCAAUAAGACCAUGGNAUUAACAAACGUUCCUCUGACGACCAAUAAGACCAUGGACUUCAUGGACAUCCGUGCGACCCAUGCGGAUUUUGCUACACUCUAUCCAUAUUACGGUAUGAUCGUCUCGUGGACACCCAAUCUUCCGAGUGGCAUCACGGCUUCCGACUACAUGCUGGUCCGCUCUUUCAGCGACUGCCAGUACACCACUACAACCUGCACUGACACUGUUGGGUGCCACAAAAUGCUGCCACCCACACAUCUUCCCCCUCCAGGCAUCUACUCGCUCUGUGUGACGUCAAAUGGCUGGAAUGACAAAUACCUUCCGUGGGGUGUGGAAUCUCUUGAGGUGAAGCUGCUGUUGGCCACGCCGCUGUACUUGACAGCUGGUA
Messenger RNA from Trypanosoma grayi, 970 nucleotides. RefSeq lists its product as hypothetical. The record is from RefSeq and is a predicted model, not a curated record. The transcript has a single exon. The annotation marks the transcript as partial. NCBI's taxonomy places the organism in Eukaryota, Euglenozoa, Kinetoplastea, Trypanosomatida, Trypanosomatidae.